Molecule: messenger RNA, 1600 nt
Organism: Saccostrea echinata
Lineage: Eukaryota; Metazoa; Mollusca; Bivalvia; Ostreida; Ostreidae
Exons: 5
Coding region: 191-763 (190 amino acids)
Source: RefSeq, a predicted model, not a curated record
UAAGCGAAUUCAAAUAUAAACAUACGCACAACAUUGACUGCUAAACAUAUUUCAUUGAGCCAGAUCUUUUGAAAGACCUUAGACGACACUGAUUGUUGCGUACUAUUGGAUUGGAACAUAACACAACGACAUAAUUUUAUUCAACUGUGUAGUAGCAUAUCACAGAAGAAAUCAAGUCUUGAUCAGAGACAUGGGCAUCGAUACCCAAGCCAAACGAUUGCUUUCCAUUCUGACGUUUCUUUUUUUAAUGUUUUUGAAUCCUGUCCAAUGUGCACGUGGGAGUUACUGCUACUACUACUAUUCAGUAAACGGAUAUAAAUUCUAUUACUGUGUCUACUACUAUUACAACAAAAGCAGUACUUCAAGUUCAUCAACAGGGACGAUAACUGGAGCUGUCAUUGGAGGUAUCGUGGGGUUUGUAAUCCUUGUGGCCAUCGUGGUGAUUGUGUGUGUUAAAGUCUGCAAAAAGUCAAAACAUGGAAACGUGAUUGUCAGAACAAUGCAACCAACCGUGCCUUACAUCAGUUCAAGUACUGGUAUUCAACAUCUCAAAACACAUAUGAUGGAUACACAGCCUACCAGCCUGCUACCAACCCUGUAUUCCCGCCACCCUAUCAAGGACCCCCGGGAUCCACGCUUAAUGCGUCAUCAGUUCCUAGUUAUGGUGAUCCGCCAUCAUACAAUGGACAGCAAUUUGUGUGUAACCCAAUCAACCAAUCUACAAACCCGGUUCCUUAAGGAACGUCUUAGCCAAGAUAUAUGAAGUACUAAGUUUAUACGUGAAGUACUAAGUCUUAUACGUGAAGUACUUAGUCUUAUAUACAUGUAUCUGUAUGUAUAAAUAUACAGUCAUAUGAAAAACGAACAUGAGAUAAUUUCGUUUCUCAAAAAUAUUGAAUGAAUGUCGAUGCGCAGAUUUGUUAUCAAUUUUAAAAGAAUUGUUUUCAUUUUUUUUCUUUUUGGUUUUAUGAAAAUUUGGAAUUUUCUUACAUGAUAAAAACAGUGUCCGUUGCUAGUUAUAAUUCUCAAAAAGUGCCAUGUGAUCAUUUUCUAUAUGUACUUGAUUAGUUUCCUUUAAAAAUUAUUUUUGAAAUAUUAUUUAUAAUUUUUGAUUUUUUAAUACCUUGAACUGGUUACAAUUUCUAUCUUGUGGAUUUGAAGCAACACUUAAUCUACAAGACGUACUGUUUUAUAAGUUCAACGAAUGUUCCAUGUUUUCACUAUUACAUUUAUUUAUUAUUUACAUGUAUUUAUUUAUUUAUUAUAUUAAUCAAUUAUCGAUAAUUAAUUUAUUAUCAAUGCAAUAAAUGAAAAAUAUAUAUCAUGUAUAUGUGCAUGCAUGUUGACCGUAUAUAGCUGAAUCAUUUUAUUUUCUUGUAAAAUACUUUGGUAUCAAAAUUGUUCGUGGGGGACCAAUGUUUGCUUAUUUCAUGCACCACCCUUACCCAUUAAUUUACAUCCCUACGAACAAUUAUUUUGUCGGUUCAUUGAAUCUUCUGUAUAUAUCAUGUAUAUAGAUAUGUAUAUAGACAUUCGAAAUUUCGUCCCAACGAAGCAGCUUUAUAUGCAAAAGAAAUUAAAAAGCAGUAUUGAAAAAAAA